This is a messenger RNA of Nothoprocta perdicaria, 1984 nucleotides long. It is a transcript of the gene GORASP2, whose product is annotated as golgi reassembly stacking protein 2. Gene Ontology annotation, molecular function: protein binding. Bases 137 to 1261 code for a protein of 374 amino acids. Gene Ontology annotation, cellular component: Golgi apparatus. The transcript is spliced from 9 exons. NCBI's taxonomy places the organism in Eukaryota, Metazoa, Chordata, Aves, Tinamiformes, Tinamidae. Gene Ontology annotation, biological process: Golgi organization. The record is from RefSeq and is a predicted model, not a curated record.
AGAGAACUCGCCAGGACACAGAGCGGGGUUGGAGCCCUUCUUUGAUUUUAUCGUCUCUAUCAACGGUUCCAGAUUGAAUAAAGACAAUGACACACUCAAGGACCUGCUGAAAGCGAAUGUCGAAAAACCUGUAAAGAUGCUGGUGUACAGCAGCAAAACCCUGGAGCUGAGAGAAACGUCAGUGACCCCCAGCAACAUGUGGGGCGGGCAGGGCCUGCUGGGCGUGAGCAUUCGCUUCUGCAGCUUUGACGGGGCCAACGAGAACGUCUGGCACGUCUUGGAGGUGGAACCAAACUCUCCUGCUGCGUUAGCUGGACUUAGACCUCACAGUGACUAUAUCAUUGGAGCAGAUACUGUCAUGAAUGAGUCUGAAGAUCUCUUCUCCCUUAUUGAAACACAUGAAGCGAAGCCAUUAAAACUGUAUGUGUACAACACAGACACAGAUAACUGUCGAGAAGUGGUGAUUACUCCCAACUCAGCCUGGGGUGGAGAAGGCAGCCUAGGCUGUGGCAUUGGCUAUGGCUAUUUACAUAGGAUACCUACACGGCCCUUUGAAGAAGGAAAGAAAAUUUCUCUCCCAGGACAGCUGCCUAGUGCGACGCUCACUCCCCUCAAGGACGGCUUCACAGAGGUCCAGCUGUCAUCAGUUAAUCCCUCACCCACGUUACCCCCUGGUUCAGCAGGACUUGAACAGAGUCUUUCGGGGCUGUCCAUUAGUUCACCCUCCACUACCGUCAGUCCCGGGCUCAGUACAGGGGUUCCAACAGUUCCAUUACUACCACCUCAGGUCAGCCCAUCCCUUGCUUCUGUGCCACCAGUCAACCCAGCAACGACAUUACCAGGUCUGAUGCCGUUGCCAGCCGGGCUUCCCAACCUGCCUGACCUGUCCAAGCUCAACUUACCUGCCCCGCACAUCGUUCCCGGGGCAGAACUGCCGGAAAUCAUCCAGCCUGGUUUGCCUUCCCUUCCUUCCUUGCCACCUCUGAAUCUGAUGGGAAUAACACCUCUUUCCAUGCCACCCAAGUGUGUUCCUCUGCUCCCUCUGGUCACAGAGGGAUCCACGGUGCCUGCAGAUUUGCUUCCCACCAUCACCCAAGCCGGAAGCUUUUCCGUUGACGCGGGCACUGCUGUAAAUGUGGACCAGCCCCCCACGCUCGCCUUGGAUAGCGCUGCCCCGGCUGCUGCUGACAGAUCAAGUGAAUCCACUACAGCUAACGAGAAAGCAUCUGGGAUCACAGAUACACAAGCUUUGGAAUCAUAACUCCAGAUGCCUCUGUUGUUGGAUUGGCUUGGUAUUUAUUUAGUGAUGGGAUACAUAUUUGAAGAGCAAACUAUCAUUAAUUUCAUACUAGUUUGUACUUAAUCUCUAGGAGUCCUGUAAAUAAUAUGGAGGUAUAAUAAAAAUAAAGGGGAUUUAUAAAGUGUACGUGGUGGGAGGGGAGAAAGAGUACUUGUACUUAACAAAAAAAAAAUUACAAAAAGUGGAAGUGGUAAAUAGAAUUCCACUGCCAAACUUGGAGGUUUAUGUUUUUAAUACAGGCUGACAGCUUUAGUCUGUUAUGCCUUUACUUGCUUAAAAUUACCCACCUUUACUUCUGAUGGAAGUGAGGCAGGUCUUGGUGUGACAUGGACAGCCUGUGGGUCUUGUUCUUCACAAGUAUCUUGUUACUGCAGCGGGGAUGAAAAGGUUCAGUCUGAGUUGUAAAUUUUAACUUUGCAAAACGUCCACCUAAAGCUAUUAAAGAUGCUGAGUCACCUGUUAACUGACAUCUUUCUUUGGCUUGUACACCCAUCUUUAUUUUUUAAGCUCCUGAGAGAUCCUCAAGCCAUGUUUUGUGACUGCUGCUGUGCUGCUUCACUCACCCACUGUAAAAUGGCAUUUGGAAAAGAACAGAGGAAAUGUUAAAUGUAGCACACACUUUGGCACUUCGUGACUAAUGUAAGGCAAAUUAAUGGAUAAAGCAUACAUACAGCAAUAAAUUCU